Messenger RNA from Scutellospora calospora, 248 nucleotides. NCBI's taxonomy places the organism in Eukaryota, Fungi, Glomeromycota, Glomeromycetes, Diversisporales, Gigasporaceae. The record is from the annotation of a GenBank genome assembly.
UUAAUUAAACAAGAAGAAAUAGAAGCAAUAAGGGAGUAUAUAAGUAGGUUUAAGUUAAAAGUAGAAUUUUACUGUUCAAAAGAGUUUAAUAAUACUGAAGAGUUGGUGUUACAAAUUGAGAAAAUUAAAAAGAGAAGGAAUAACAAAGAAGAAUCACAGAAUUCUAUAUCUGAAGAAGGAUUAUCAAUAGUUAUAAGAGAAGUUAAAGAAUUAACAACUAUGUUUAAAGACCUAAAGAUAAAUGAGUU